CUGGGGGGAGAUACGGGAGCUAUGGAUCAGUUGGAACUAUAUCGACAAUAUUUUUACCUUAGUCUCUGACCCAGUUCAUAUCUGAGUUGCUUUUUUCGCAAGCAAAAUUUUCAUUUUAUUUAGAAAGAGUUGUUGCAUUGGCCCCAUUAUGUGUGUUUUGCGUGUAAACAUUUUUCGGUGACUCAUUUCACUAGUUGAUCUUUACGUAAUGCAGUGACUCAUUAACGACCUCACUCGAAAUCAUCCAGCAAAAUGCAAGCAAUCAAGUGUGUGGUGGUCGGCGACGGAGCUGUUGGUAAAACAUGUCUUCUCAUCAGUUAUACAACAAAUGCCUUUCCGGGUGAAUACAUACCCACAGUAUUCGACAAUUAUUCGGCCAAUGUUAUGGUUGACGGUAAACCGAUCAAUCUGGGCCUAUGGGAUACAGCCGGCCAGGAGGAUUACGACAGAUUGCGACCGUUGUCCUAUCCACAGACCGAUGUCUUUUUGAUUUGUUUUUCGCUGGUCAAUCCGGCAUCAUUCGAAAAUGUGCGGGCCAAAUGGUUCCCGGAGGUGCGCCAUCACUGUCCGAAUACACCGAUCAUUUUAGUGGGCACAAAAUUGGAUUUGCGAGAUGAUAAGAGCACAAUAGAGAAAUUACGCGAUAAAAAACUGGCACCGGUCACGUAUCCGCAAGGUUUGGCCAUGGCCAAAGAAAUCUAUUCCGUCAAAUAUUUGGAAUGUUCGGCAUUGACACAGAAGGGAUUAAAAACGGUUUUCGAUGAAGCUAUACGGGCUGUAUUGUGUCCGGUGAUUACGACAAAACCGAAACGCAAGUGUACGUUACUAUAAGGUGGAAAUAGUAAGCGUACCCGUGGAAGCAACAAGCAAAACAAAAAAAAAUUUAAUCAGAAGAAAUUUGGUGUGUGGAUUUUUUACGUGUUUUGUCGCUAUAAAUUCCCAUCAUCCAAAGUGUUUGUUAUAUCGUCAACAGUACUAAGUAUCAUGUGAAAAAAAUUAAUAAAAUUACAAGAGAAAGAUGAAGCAAAAAAAAGUUUAAAAUAAAUAAAAAAUCAAUAUCAUGUGCGUGCACAACACUUGCAUCUUGAAAAAAAUAUAAUUCGAUUUAAUUGUUGUAAAAACUAACGAAAAAGUUUCAUUUUUACUAAGCUCGUGUUUAUAAUACAGACCAGUAUAUAUAUUACAAUGUGUAGGCAUGUAAAAUUCCCAUUCAGAUGAUUUUCAUUCUUUCAUUUUUAUUAAAUUCAUUCAAAUCGAAAACAAUAAUUCAGUCAGUCAGUAAAACACUACACACAACCCACAUAAUGUAAUGUAAUUGAACGACAUUGCCUUUAAUCAAUUCAGUGCUCCGGUCGUAUUUAUUUUAUAUAGAAUCUAUGUCUGUGUGUGUACGUGUCUGUGGAUAUUUCCAGCAAGAGACACAAAAUGCUAACAUCCUCUCUUCCCCCCAUUCAUCAUUUAUAUGCUCUUUUGGUUAGCCGCCCAUAUCAAUGAGAUAGAAAUCGAAAAUGAGAUAAAUAUUUAAACGAAAAAAAAAACAAAAAAAAAUCACUGCCGCGCCGCACACAUGAAAAUAUUAAAUAAAAAUUUAAAGAAGAGAAGAGGAAAAAUAAAAGAAACUAAAAUUACGAACAAGGCCAAGGCAAUGAGUUUUAAUAAUAGCAGAGCGAUUUUUUGUUUUUAACACAUUCAUCAUGAUUGUAACAUGUGAAUGAUUAAUGGUGGUCUGAAUUCAGAAAAUUUUAGUUUUUCAAUUUCCCUCGG
Molecule: messenger RNA, 1764 nt
Organism: Bradysia coprophila
Lineage: Eukaryota; Metazoa; Arthropoda; Insecta; Diptera; Sciaridae
Product: ras-related protein Rac1
Biological process (GO): small GTPase-mediated signal transduction
Molecular function (GO): GTP binding; GTPase activity
Source: RefSeq, a predicted model, not a curated record